GUCCAUGCCCGGGGCCUAAAGCUGGGCAUUUACGGCGACCUGGGCACCCUCACCUGCGGGGGCUACCCAGGCACCACUCUGGACCGCGUGGAGCAGGACGCCCAGACCUUUGCAGAGUGGGGUGUGGACAUGCUGAAGCUGGAUGGGUGCUACUCAUCAGGAGAGGAGCAGGCGGAGGGCUACCCAGAAAUGGCGAGGGCCUUGAACGCCACAGGCCACCCCAUCGUCUACUCCUGCAGCUGGCCAGCGUAUCAGGGGGGGCUCCCCCCCCAAGGUGAGGGUUGUCCCGUGAACUACACCGUCCUGGCAGAGGUCUGCAACCUGUGGCGUAACUACGAUGACAUCCAGGACUCCUGGGACAGUGUACUUUCCAUCCUGGACUGGUUCUUCACGAACCAGGAUGUGCUGCAGCCAGCAGCUGGCCCUGGCCACUGGAAUGACCCGGACAUGCUCGUCAUUGGAAACUUUGGCCUCAGCUACGAGCAGUCACGCUCCCAAAUGGCCUUGUGGACAGUGAUGGCAGCUCCGCUCCUCAUGUCCACGGAUCUCCGCACCAUCUCCCCGAGUGCCAAGGAGAUCCUGCAGAACCAGCUGAUGAUCCAGAUCAACCAGGACCCGCUGGGAAUCCAAGGGCGCAGGAUUGUCAAGGAGAAGUCCCUCAUCGAGGUGUUCCUGCGCCCACUGUCCCAGGGUGCCAGUGCCCUUGUCUUCUUCAGCCGGAGGGCAGAUAUACCCUACGUCUACACCACCAGCCUGGCCAAGCUCCACUUCCCUGAGGAUGCCGUGUACGAGGUACAAGAUGUGUACAGCGGGGAGAUCAUCAGAGGCUUGAAGACAGAGGACAACUUCUCGGUCACUGUUAACCCCUCUGGGGUGGUGAUGUGGUAUCUCUACCCCGUGGCACAGCCCUGGCGCGUUGUCAGACAGCAAGCCCCCCACGAGGGUUUCCGCCCCGUCCUCCUGUGA
Messenger RNA from Nestor notabilis (Kea), 966 nucleotides. It is a transcript of the gene NAGA, whose product is annotated as N-acetylgalactosaminidase, alpha-. Gene Ontology annotation, biological process: oligosaccharide metabolic process; glycosylceramide catabolic process; glycoside catabolic process. Gene Ontology annotation, cellular component: cytoplasm. Gene Ontology annotation, molecular function: alpha-galactosidase activity. The annotation marks the transcript as partial. Lineage: Eukaryota; Metazoa; Chordata; Aves; Psittaciformes; Psittacidae. The record is from RefSeq and is a predicted model, not a curated record. The transcript is spliced from 6 exons.